AUGACGGACUUUGAGGCAACAAGCGUAGUCAUUUGUGGCUGCGGACCAACCGGUGCUUUGCUCUCAGCAUACCUUAGCCGAAUGUCCGUUCAGCACGUGGUUUUGGAGAAAGACACUGCAAUUACGACGGACCCAAGAGGAAUUGCUCUGGACGAAGAUGGUAUCCGUCUACUCCAAGGCGUUGGCAUAUACGACAAGAUCUAUACCCAGAUUGGAACCUGCAUGGAGCAGUUCCAGUUCAUAGGCGGGACCAAAAAAGCGCUUGAUCAAAGACCAUUCUUACAGAUGGAUUAUGCAACGACAGAGGGAGGCACCGGGCAUGUCGGCUUCAUAUGCCACAAGCAGCCUGUGUUGGAGAAAUGCCUGCGAGAAGCGAUGGAUGGACCGUGCGACUUGCGAUCUGGUUGCUCAGUAUCUCACCUAUCAGAGGACGCUGACUGGACGUACUGCCACUAUCGUGAUUCCGAAGGAAACGCGCACCGUAUUCGGUCACGCUUUUUCGUGGGUGCUGAUGGUAAAACCGGCUUCACUCGGAAAAACUACCUGGAGCCUCUGGGAGUCCACAUGGAAUUCGCCGACCGUUCCUUCUAUGACGAGACCUGGGUAGCCCUGAACUGGGAGAUCACUCUCCCUACCGAGAAGAGCCAUCCUGGAUUUCCGCUGUGGACCCGAGGAUACACGCCCGAGCAAGUUUACGAUCUUUUCUUCCCUGUGAAUUUCCGGUUCCUGUGCAAUUCGGAACGUCCAGCAGUCUGUGGGCGGUUUGGACUACCUCAAGACCGACUCUGGCGCUUUGAGUUCGUCGUCGGGGCCGAUGAGGAUGGCGAAGAAAUGGCUAAGAAGGAAAUGAUUAUGAAAGUGGUCUUCCCAUACAUCACCCAUCCAGGGAGUCGAUACGGACUCUCCCACGACGUGCAAUUUCCCGAAGAUUGUAUUCGUGUGCUACGAUCAAGACCCUUCCGAUUUUCCGCCAGAAGCUGCAAUCGCUGGAGUAACGGCCGCGUCGUCCUGUGCGGCGAUGCGGCGCAUGUAUUUCCUCCUUUUGGUGGUCAAGGAAUUGCCUCUGGCUUUCGCGAUGCUGCCUCCCUGGCCUGGCGUCUGGCCUUACUCUGUCGACCGCAGCGGUCACACCUAACAAACUCACAUGAAAAGAUCCUCCAAGACUGGUACCUUGAGCGCAAGCAGCAACUCGAGAAAUCCCUCGCAUCGACCGUUGAGAAUGGCCGCUUCGUGACGAGUAGCAGCAGUCUCAUGAUACUCUUUUGCACUUGUCCUUUUUUCAUCCUGCAGCUGGUACCGCAAUGGCGCAGAGAGCUGCGACUUGGGCGCCGGAAAGGUGGUAUGGUCCGCUACUUGUAUUCGCAGGGGAUGCCAUUCCUCCCCGAGCAUUGCGGUGGCCUGUGUCUACCCCAGAGCUACUGUACGCCCGUGACGCCAUUGCGUAGCAAUAAACAAAGCGCAACAAUCGAGGAAGCCGAAUACGCAGACGGGGUGGUUCACUUCACCGACGAUGUCAUCUUCGCUACACGCAAUUCCUAUACAGGCCAACGGCUCUUCCGGAUCCUUGUCUACCUGCAAAGUAUCAGUGAGCUUCCCGGCGCACGUCAGGUAGUCUCGGACAUCGAGGACAUUUCGCGGGGCGAGUUAUGUGCGGGGGACGUGACAUUUCUUGUCGAGGACUCAAGUGACAUGUCUGCUCUCCAGGGCGAUGAUUGUGGUGGUAUCACACAAGCACAAGGCGUGUACCGAUUGGCAACGGGUCCAGAAUUUGCGGCUUCGCCACUAUGCAAGAAUCGCCCGGAGCCACGGUUCUACGACCCUCACUACAUAGGCAAGGUUCUCGGCCGGAAGAAGUACAUUAUUCUCCGACCAGAUUGCUUUGUCUUUGCCGCGGUCGACAAUAAGCAGGAUCUGACGAGCGCCGCGGCGGCUGCGGUCGCCUAUCUUCAGGGCUAA
Messenger RNA from Aspergillus glaucus CBS 516.65, 1956 nucleotides. RefSeq lists its product as uncharacterized. NCBI's taxonomy places the organism in Eukaryota, Fungi, Ascomycota, Eurotiomycetes, Eurotiales, Aspergillaceae. The transcript is spliced from 6 exons. The coding region runs from base 1 to 1956 and encodes 651 amino acids. Gene Ontology annotation, biological process: 3-(3-hydroxy)phenylpropionate catabolic process. Gene Ontology annotation, molecular function: 3-(3-hydroxyphenyl)propionate hydroxylase activity; FAD binding. The record is from RefSeq and is a predicted model, not a curated record.